Molecule: messenger RNA, 746 nt
Organism: Teleopsis dalmanni
Lineage: Eukaryota; Metazoa; Arthropoda; Insecta; Diptera; Diopsidae
Exons: 2
Coding region: 28-381 (117 amino acids)
Source: RefSeq, a predicted model, not a curated record
CGCUGCCUUAGCUAUUAUAAUCGUUUCAUGGGACCAGCUGUUGGAGGUGUAGGAAACUCACAUAGCAAUCGUAAUGAAGACGCGUACUUUAAUGAACAGAGCAUCAAUCAGUUUCGCAAAAUCAACAAAGACGGAUGCAUAGUAAAGACGCCAACGGAUUGGAGAGAAUAUGAAAGGUGCUUAAAUGGUGGCAAUACCUGUUCUGAAUCCACCUACCGCAACAAACAUAAGAUACUGCAAGAGGAAGCAUUCUUCCUAACCGAGCAAAAUGAAUGCAAAAAGUCCAUGACGAAGAAAAAGUUGGAGAAGUUGCGAGAAUCACAUUGUAAUGAAGGUGAUGCUUUAAGCGCCGAUGAUGAUUCCAAAGAUAAACUAUCAUAACCUCCAUAAAUGAAAACUAUUAAAAAUACAUACAAUAUAAUAUUAAAUAUAUGUAUAUGUAUUAAAUUUAAUACACAACAAAAUUAAAUUUAAUGCAUAUAUAUAAUUUGAUAUAAGUAUUGUGUGUUUUUAAUGACGAAGAAGCGAUGGGUUUGGAGUUUGUUCGUUCCAAAUUAUAUGUCCACAAGAAAAGUUGUUGUAAUAUAUAUAUUCAUGAAUGUAUAUAUAUAUAUGUAUAUAUAUAUAUAUAUAUUUGAUGGUCAUUAUACAUAUGAAUUAAAUCCAAUGGAAUGGAAUUUAGUUGUUACAAAAUUACUGUCUAUUUAAAAUGUCCUGUUUUUGAAAUGUAUUUACAUAUAUACCAU